This is a messenger RNA of Staurois parvus, 599 nucleotides long. The record is from the annotation of a GenBank genome assembly. Lineage: Eukaryota; Metazoa; Chordata; Amphibia; Anura; Ranidae.
UGGGCUAUCUCUAAUUCUCUUUGAGACAUUGCUAAACCCCUAUAUGUCCACAGUCUCUGAUCAUCCCCUGUACUGUCUGCAAUCUCUUGGUCAUCUCUUGUACUGUGUCCGCAGUCUCUGGUCAUCUCCUGUACUGUGUCCGCAGUCUCUGGUCAUCUCCUGUACUGUGUCCGCAGUCUCUGGUCAUCUCCUGUACUGUGUCCGCAGUCUCUGGUCAUCCCCUGUACUGUGUCCGCAGUCUCUGGUCAUCCCCUGUACUGUGUCCGCAGUCUCUGGUCAUCCCCUGUACUGUGUCCGCAGUCUCUGGUCAUCUCCUGUACUGUGUCCGCAGUCUCUGUCAUCCCCUGUACUGUGUCCGCAGUCUCUGGUCAUCUCCUGUACUGUGUCCGCAGUCUCUGGUCAUCCCCUGUACUGUGUCCGCAGUCUCUGGUCAUCUCCUGUACUGUGUCCUGCAGUCUCUGGUCAUCUGUACUGUGUCCGCAGUCUCUGGUCAUCUUCUGUACUGUAUCCGCAGUCUCUGGUCAUCUGUACUCUGUCCGCAGUCUCUGGUCAUCUCCUGUAAUGUGUCCGUAGUCUCUGCAGUCUCUGGUCAUCUUCUG